Messenger RNA from Lepus europaeus (European hare), 2460 nucleotides. It is a transcript of the gene NTNG2, whose product is annotated as netrin G2. The transcript is spliced from 11 exons. The record is from RefSeq and is a predicted model, not a curated record. NCBI's taxonomy places the organism in Eukaryota, Metazoa, Chordata, Mammalia, Lagomorpha, Leporidae. Bases 691 to 2460 code for a protein of 589 amino acids.
GGGCGGCCGUGCUCGGCCUCCCGCGUCUCCGCGCUCCGGGAAGCCGCUCCGAGCCCGGGUGCUGUCGCUAAUGAGCCCGCUCCUCUCUGAUGAUGAAAAGACGGGCAGGCCCCAGGUACCGGGAGGGACGGGGCGCUGAGGUCCCAGAAACUUCAGAAUAAGUGGCCCACGGCUGCACGCCAAGGCCCGAGGGGAUACUCUGCUGUCGUAUGGAGCCCGUCGCCCAUUAAGGUCCCUUUAAAGACCUGAAUUGGUUGGAAGGACAAAAAUUAAAAGCAGUCCGAUCCGCCCCCCCGCCGGAUCCCUGUGGAUUCCCCUUCUCCCAUUUCCAGCCACUGUCACAAUUUGAGGGUCUUCCCGAUCUGAUCACAUCCACCUCCGGGAGCCGUGCGGUGCCAAGGGCAGGACGACAAAGUCACGGCCGCUCGCUGACCUGCCCGGCAGCAGCCGGAGAAGCGCUGGCUCUAGAUUUUCCGCGGUAGCAGCCGUGGCUUCUUGGAAAAUACGAGGUCCUCAUUCUCUGCAAACCUGGGCCGCCCUGGCUGUCGCCGCCCUGGCUGUCACCGCCCGGUAGAUGUGGCGUUUCCAUGCUGAGGCCGCGAGCCCCGCCUGAGCCCGCCAUCACCGUCGUCGACGUCCACGCUGUGACUCCAGGACCUCUGGGGCCGUGCCCCCGUGGACUGCGCAGCCAUGCUGUACCUGCUGGCCCUCCUCCUGUGCUGCCUCCCGCUGGCCUGUGGGAGCUAUGACAUCUGUAAGUCCUGGGUGACCACGGAUGAGGGCCCCACCUGGGAGUUCUACGCCUGCCAGCCCAAGGUGAUGCGGCUGAAGGAUUACGUCAAGGUGAAGGUGGAGCCCUCGGGCAUCACGUGCGGAGACCCCCCGGAGAGGUUCUGCUCCCACGAGAACCCCUACCUGUGCAGCAACGAGUGUGACGCCUCCAACCCGGACCUGGCCCACCCGCCCCGGCUCAUGCUAGACAAGGAGGACGAGGGGCUGGUCACCUACUGGCAGAGCAUCACGUGGAGCCGCUACCCCAGCCCGCUGGAGGCCAACAUCACCCUGUCCUGGAAUAAGAGCGUGGAGCUCACGGACGACGUGGUGGUGACCUUCGAGUACGGCCGGCCCACGGUCAUGGUGCUGGAGAAGUCGCUGGACAACGGGCGCACGUGGCAGCCCUACCAGUUCUACGCCGAGGACUGCAUGGAGGCCUUCGGCAUGUCGGCCCGGCGCGCCCGCGACAUGUCCUCCUCCAGCGCGCACCGGGUGCUCUGCACGGAGGAGUACUCGCGCUGGGCGGGCUCCAAGAAGGAGAAGCACGUGCGCUUCGAGGUGCGGGACCGCUUCGCCAUCUUCGCGGGCCCCGACCUGCGCAACAUGGACAACCUCUACACGCGCCUGGAGAGCGCCAAGGGCCUCAAGGAGUUCUUCACGCUCACGGAUCUGCGCAUGCGGCUGCUGCGCCCGGCGCUGGGCGGCACCUACGUGCAGCGCGAGAACCUCUACAAGUACUUCUACGCCAUCUCCAACAUCGAGGUCAUUGGCAGGUGCAAGUGCAACCUGCACGCGAACCUGUGCUCAGUGCGCGAAGGCAGCCUGCAGUGCGAGUGCGAGCACAACACCACGGGCCCCGACUGCGGCAAGUGCAAGAAGAACUUCCGCACGCGCUCCUGGCGGGCCGGCUCCUACCUGCCACUGCCUCACGGCUCCCCCAACGCCUGUGCUGCUGCCGGCUCUGCCUGGGGUAAGUGGACCAGGCCCUCCGCGGCUGCCCCUCUGGGGGAUAGCCGCCCCUGGCCCGAGGCCACCUCGACUGCAGAAGCUGCCCCGGGCCCCUCCACCGCUGCCCCUGGCCCCGCCAAGGGCUCCAGACUUUUCCAGCUCAAGCCCAAAUCUCCUCACGUGAUGCCCAUUGAAGAAUUCCCAGACUGCGAGUGCUACGGCCACUCCAACCGCUGCAGCUACAUCGACUUCCUGAACGUGGUAACCUGUGUCAGCUGCAAACAUAACACGCGCGGCCAGCACUGCCAGCACUGCCGCCUGGGCUACUACCGCAACGGCUCGGCCGAGCUGGACGACGAGAACGUGUGCAUCGAGUGCAACUGUAACCAGAUCGGCUCCGUGCACGACCGCUGCAACGAGACCGGCUUCUGCGAGUGCCGCGAGGGCGCGGCGGGGCCCAAGUGUGACGACUGCCUCCCCACGCACUACUGGCGCCAGGGCUGCUUCCCCAACGUGUGCGACGACGACCAGCUGCUCUGCCGGAACGGCGGAACCUGCCUGCAGAACCAGCGCUGCGCCUGCCCCCGCGGCUACACCGGCGUGCGCUGCGAGCGGCCGCGCUGCGACCCGGCCGACGGCGGCCUGGACUGCGCCCGAGCGCCCGGCGCCGCCCCGCGCCCCGCCACCCUGCUCGGCUGCCUGCUGCUGCUGGGCCUGGCCGCCCGCCUGGGCUGCUGA